AUGAGCUCGAAGGUCGAGCUCGCCCAGCAACCGGACAAGGAAACUCAUGACCAGAUCAUAUUACCGGUGGAACCUCCCUCGGUCGAGGACAUUGUCGAUGGCGGUCGCGCUGCCUGGUGCACGGCGAUAGGAGGGUCACUCGCAGUUGCUACUACAUUCGGAUACGCGAACAGUUUUGGCGUGUAUCAAGACUUGUACACCCGCUCCAACACAGCGUCGGCCUCCGCUAUAAGCUGGAUCGGCUCAACGCAGUUGUUCUUCCUUCUAGCUGGUGCCCUUCCAGGCGGUAAACUGCUCGACAUGGGAUACUUCCGCCACACAACUUUAGUUGGGAGUAUCAUCUAUGUAUUCUGCUUGUUCAUGGUCUCGUUGUGCGAUCCCCAGAAAUAUUAUCAACUAUACCUCGCACAAGGUCUUGGCAUGGGGAUUGGGUCGGGUCUUCUCUAUGUCCCUGCCCUUGCAGUCCAAUCUCACCAUUGGCGCGCUCGUCGAGCUUUCGCGAUGGGAAUCGUAGCGUCAGGAUCGUCCAUCGGCGGUCUCAUAUUCCCAAUCAUCCUCAAUCAACUCUUCAAAAGUUCCCUUGGGUUCGAAUGGGGAGUUCGCAUUUCGGCAUUCGUGGUCCUAGCGAUGUUGAUUGGAGCCAACCUCCUCAUGACCCCAAAAGAAAAAUUUAAGAGUACCAGUUCCGGCGAUCGCCCCGACAUCAAAGGUAUCAUGACCGAUGGGCCAUACCUGUUGACCAUUCUCGGCAUGUUCUUCGGUAACUGGGGAGUUUUCAUCCCAUACUUCUACUUGCAACUAUUUGCCAUCCUUCACGGUGUGAGCCCAACAACAGCGUUCUACUUGAUUACAAUCUUGAACGGGGCUGCUAUUCCUGGACGUAUUUUUCCCAACAUGUUGGCCGACUAUCUUGGCCCCUUCAACACCAUCACUCCUGUGCUCUUAGCCUGCGGUGUUCUCAUUUACGCCCUUAUCGGGAUCAGUACCGCUGCUGGUAUCAUUGUAUUUGCCAUAUUGUACGGCUUCAUGUCUGGCGCAGCCCUUUCCCUAGUUGCACCUGGUGUCGCCGUCCUCGCCAAGCACCCUUCCGAAAUAGGAAUAAGAUUCGGGCUCGCCUUCUCGCUGUCGGGCUUCGGUGCGCUUGUUGGCAGUCCUGUGACAGGCGCUCUACUUGGCAGCCGAUUCGCCUGGACUAAUGCUAUUGCAUUCAACGGGGCAUCGAUGACUGUGUCCUUUAUCUUCCUAAUUAUUGUCAGGCAGAUCCUGGUCAAACGGAGAGGUUCACAGAUCAUAUGA
Cyclocybe aegerita is the source of this 1296-nucleotide messenger RNA. Lineage: Eukaryota; Fungi; Basidiomycota; Agaricomycetes; Agaricales; Hemipholiotaceae. The record is from the annotation of a GenBank genome assembly.